Molecule: messenger RNA, 369 nt
Organism: Stomoxys calcitrans (stable fly)
Lineage: Eukaryota; Metazoa; Arthropoda; Insecta; Diptera; Muscidae
Product: pupal cuticle protein Edg-78E-like
Exons: 2
Coding region: 1-369 (122 amino acids)
Cellular component (GO): chitin-based extracellular matrix
Molecular function (GO): structural constituent of chitin-based larval cuticle
Source: RefSeq, a predicted model, not a curated record
AUGAAAAAGAUUUUUGUUGUUGCUGUAUUAACCACAUUGGCUAUUGGUACUUUUGCCACAACAGACAAGGAUGUCCAUGCUGAGAUCUUAAAAUUCGAAAGCCACAUAGACCACAAUGGUAACUACAACUAUGUCUAUGAGACCUCGAAUAGUAUUACAGCCGAGGAAAAGGGUACCGGUGGUAAAUUUGCCAAAGGUGGUUACGCCUAUUAUUCGCCCGAAGGCGAAUUAAUCCAGAUGGCCUAUGAGGUUGAUGAGAACGGCUUUCAUCCCAAGAGUGAAAUUUUGCCCACUCCACCUCCGAUUCCAGCUGCAAUACUGAGGUCUUUGGAAUACAUCCGCACCCAUCCUCAGAAAGAUGAUCAUUAG